Molecule: messenger RNA, 4489 nt
Organism: Pseudoliparis swirei
Lineage: Eukaryota; Metazoa; Chordata; Actinopteri; Perciformes; Liparidae
Gene: uvrag
Product: UV radiation resistance associated gene
Exons: 15
Coding region: 529-2730 (733 amino acids)
Biological process (GO): SNARE complex assembly
Cellular component (GO): endosome; lytic vacuole
Molecular function (GO): SNARE binding
Source: RefSeq, a predicted model, not a curated record
CGACUUGGAAAUCAGUGACAUAAAGUGGAUCAGAGCCCCUUCGUGGCCAGUACAACAUACAUUGUAGAAGUUUCACUUUUUUAACCAACAAUGAAGAUUCGAUGUGAUAAAUUGUCUGGGAGCCACCUUUCAACUGUCACUUACAGGUCACGCUGUUCUGUGCAAUUUCCUUAUAUUUUGCAGCUUUCACAGAUUUCAACGGAAGUCGUCCCCAUCCUGGUCGAAAACCAGACAAUACAACCAAUAGGAACACGAGUUUUCAGUGUAAGGAGCCGCCUUGACGUGACGGACGUCGCCUUGAGCCAAUCAGAAGCCUUGACGUCGCGCCUCUAAACCGGAGACGGAUUUCCGAACCAAGUGUAGCGAAAUCGCCUGUACUUUGUUUACGUCCCGUUGGGUUAGCUGACAGCUGGUGUAACGCUGUACCGACGCGCAGAGCCGGGUCUGUGUGCCUCUGCUGGUUGCCUGGAGCUUUGCAGACGGGUUGUUUUGUUGAAUGAGGGGGACCCGCUCGGUGCCGACAGGAGGAUGAACUCCAUCACCGGUCGGGUUCUUGCCAUCCCCGCCGCCUCUGUCACCAACUCUGGAGCUUCAUCCUCACGAGCACUACACGUAGAGCUCACGUCCCAGCAGAGAAGAUUGCGUCAUCUCCGGAGCAUCGCGGCCAGAAACAUUGUCAACAAGAAUGGUUCCCCACUGCUGGACACUUACUUCACCCUCCACCUCUGUAUAGGGGACCGCAUAUCUAGAGAUUUUUACAAGAGUGAAGUCAUACGGGACUCGCUGAAUCCAACCUGGCGGAGCCUGGACUUCGGCAUGCUGCCGGACCUCCUGGACACCUCAGUGUCUUGCUUCGUGGUGAGGAUCUGGGGAGGACAGGAGGAACGGUACCAGCUCCUCAUCGAAUGGAAGGUCAACCUGGAUGGCCUCAGAUACACUGGACAGCAGAUUCGAUCCCGGAAUCCCAACGAGAUAAUAUUCGGGCUGAACGACGGCUACUAUGUGGCUGACUUUGAUCAUAAGGACCCGUUGCAGCGGAAGAAAAACAGUCUGCUUCAGGUCGACCAGAGUUCAGUCAGGAACUCCUACAGUGUUUUCUCUCUGCUCAGGCUUCACACCGCCCAGAGAGCCAUCAAGCAGACCCAAGUGACGGUGCAGAAGAUCGGGAAGGAGAUCGAGGAAAAGCUGAGGACGACGACGACAUGCACGGAGCGGAAGAAGGAGCGAGAGUGCAUGCAGCUGCGCAUUGCCGUGCUGCGGAGUGAACUGCAGCGGCAGAGGAAGGCCCUGGGCCGGGAGAUCGACCUGCGGCAGAAGGAGAGAGCGCAGCUUCAGAAGAAAGAGGAAGGGUUCUCCGCUGAGCAGGAGGGUCUGAAGGAGGAGAAAGAAUCCUUAACCAAGCUGCAGAAGGAAUGCACUGCCAAGAGAGAGCAGUUCCUCAAGUCCAACGCCCAGCUCACGUUCCGCUGCCGUCAGCUCCUCUCUGAGCUCUCCUACAUCUACCCCAUCGACGUGGCCAAUCAGUCGGAUUAUGUCAUCUGCGGAGUGAAGCUGCCCAACUCCGAAGACUUUCAAGCAAAGGAUGAUGGGAGCCUGGCGGUCGCCCUGGGUUACACGUCGCACCUGGUCCUGAUGAUCUCGUGCUUCCUGCAGAUCCCUCUUCGGUAUCCGGUGAUCCACAAGGGUUCCCGCUCCUCCAUCAAGGACACCAUCACUGACCGACUCACGGAGAAGGAGAGAGAAUUCCAUUUGUACCCCAGAGGAGAGCGCUUUCAUUUUGAAUACGGUGUCUACUUGCUCAACAAGAACAUCGCCCAGCUGAGAUAUCAACACGGCUUGACCACCCCGGACCUGCAGCAGACACUACCCAACCUGAAGAACUUUCUGGAGCACGGCCUGCUGGUCCGAUGUGACAGACACCAUGUCUCCAGCUCCAUCCCAGUGCCGACCAAGUCUCAGCUCGCCGUGUCCGCUGCCUCAGAGAUAGGCCAGCCCUGCCACACCAGCUCCCCGGACCGAGGCCUGAGGAAAAGGGCGAGCUCGGAGGCCGACCAGUACAAGCCGACUCCUCCACCCAGCUACAACACAGCCAUGGGGGAGGAGCAGCCCCCGGUGGGCCUCGCCCCACCCUCGCCUUCACCCAAACACCUGUCCUCCUCCCUCAAUGCCGGCAUGGCCUCCCUUAACCUGGCCAAGACUACGGAGUCCAGUGAGGAGGGAGGGCAGAAGGAAGAGAAGGGGGAGGGCGUGGAGGCGGAACGCCGCGGAAGCCUCUACACCUCAGAAGAUAAAGGAGAAGAGACGGAGGAGCUCCCGCCCAGCAGCACCGUCGCGCCCGACUCUUCUACAGUGCCGGAGACCGGUGAGGAAAUGGUGGCAACUAGCGAGCACACGGGCGCCAUGAACGGCUCUUUGGUACCGGGGACGGCGCCAGUCGGCCCGGCGCCGGAGCUGCGCUGCUCUGUGGAGCAAGCCGAGGAGAUCAUGGGCACGGAGGCCACCGGUUUAGGCCUGGGGAUGGGGGUGGGGUUGGGUUUAGAGAUAGCAGACGAGUCCCAGACGGAAGACUACCGCUGCAUCCCCGUGGACCACGCGGUCGCCGUGGAGUGUGACGAGCAGGUGCUGGGAGAGCUGGACGCCGCCGGCUUUGAGGAGUUCUCGAGGCGCAUCUAUGCGCUGAACGAGAACAUGUCCAGCUUCCGCACGCCGCGCAAGAACUCUGAGAAGUGAGGACCUGAAUAAAGAGGGAGGCGUGGCCAGAACCUCCACAGGGGCUUUGGACAAACUCGAGGGACACGAGGACGGCUGCUUUCCGCAGCAUCAAGAAUCAUAUGAGCUAUUCUGGAAUAACGACCAAUUUGCACUUAAUGUAAACAUUUCCAUCGUAAUCUUUCAAAUUCAAUACAGUUAAGAGUGCAGGUAUUGGGACAGCCAGCUUUCCUUUUUAUUGUUUGAUGGCAGCAUUAAUAUAUUUUUUAACAAUGGAUGGGAUCAUUAUUCAGAGUUAUUGUAGCUGGUUCCAUACCUGGGGAACAUAUGUGAACCACUCCCACUUUGUUUUCCAGCUUACUGCAAUCACAGGAUUCACAUCCACACUCAGUGCAGCCUUUCAGUUUCAAUGCGGCAGCUUAUUGAUUAUUUUUAGAGACAAUUGGUCAGUUAUCAAACCCACUUGGAGAAUGGUCGCAAGCAGCAGUUUUAUCAAAGCGAUCGAGUCUGCUGUCCCAGCACUUCCACCUUUAGCCGCCCAGUUAGAGGAACGUGUUAGGACGCUCCCUGAGCCUUCCUCCAGGGUGCGGGGCGGUGGGGGGGGGGCGUGUUGUGUACCCGUGUGUCGGGGCUUCACAUUAGCAUUCAACCGCAGUGGCAAGUCAUCCCACCGAUGACCUUUGAACCUGGCAGGAUUUUGCUGCCACAAAGUGAGGUGAAAGCCCCUUUGAGAUAUUCCCAAACCGUGACACACGCCCCCCCCCCCCCCCCCCUCGACUCCCUCUCCACACGGGAGUCGAGUCUCUCUUCAGGUCUUUAGAGGAGGUUGGUGCUCACGGCACACGGCAGGGAUACGGUGCAAUUGUUUUUCUGUCCAUGUUCUCUAUUAUUCUCAUUUAAUAUUCUUUAAUUUUAACAUACCCUAUCGAUAUUAAUGUUAAUGUGACGUCCACUGAGUCUCAUCAGGAAACCCAAAUGUAACUGUUCGGUUGGAGCGUCUCAGCGUCUGUGUUUCGUUGGCCCCGUGUCUCCUCGUCUGAAUGCUUUCUUGCACUGGUAUUCAAUUAUUGCUUUAUUUAUGUCUCCCAACAAUUUCAUGCGCUUUGUUUUCAAAGGAAAUCAACCUUUGUGGGAUGUCGCUCAUUCAUGUUGUCAAAUGUUAGACUGAUGUCACCGUUGUCAUGGAAACCGCUUUGCAUCGCCCGCCAUGACAAGGACGGACUCGACACCUGCAGGACCCCGGCAGCCCGCUCUGCGGAGCAGGUCCGGUGCCGUGGUCUGCCGACCGUUGACUGUGUUCAAAGAUGAACCGUGUUCUCUCAUUUCCACAAGAUGCUUUACAGUUCAGGAAGCGACCAUGUACAGAUACUUUUGUAUGGAGGGGUGUUUUCCUUUUCUUUCUUUUUUUUGUUAUUAAAGACUUGCAGUCCAAUGGCACGGAUGGAUGUCGCCCCCGUUACGUUUGUAUCGAUGUUUUGAAGUUUUACUUUGAGGUGGUUCCAAUUACAAUGAAUGUGGCGCACGGAGGAUAUGAUCGUUUAAAAUGGUAUGAAGAUGGAGAAAACUCCCGUUGCUCCUGGAAACCAAGUAUACAUCAGUGUGAUGUUGGGACAUUUGUUUUUACAUUCAACACUUGCAAAUGACAAGGUAAUAGAACAUGUACACCAUACUUUGGUUUUUAUACCUAAGAUUUUAUGGGAAAAAAUAUAUAUAUAUUUUAAUUGUAACAAAACACUUGGGUAAAUAAUGAGAAUAAAUACAAAAAUGUAUAUAAAUCAUA